AUGCCGGUCCCAAUCAACGCAGUUCCCCAAGGCCACGGCGGCCGCGGGCCGUCAACCUUCGAUAAAAUGAAGAUGGGAGCUAUGAUGGGCACCAGCGUCGGCCUCUGUAUCGGUUUCCUCUUCGGUGGCUAUGCACUCAUCAAGAACGGCGCCGGACCAAACGGGUUCAUUCGUAGUCUGGGGCAGUACAUGCUUGGGUCUGCUGCUACUUUCGGGUUCUUCAUGUCGAUCGGAACCGCAAUCCGCACAGAGACCACCUCGGAGAUUGCGAUGGAGGCAUUCAUGAAGGCGCGCGCGGCGCCGAUAGUGUUGAUGGCGAGGAGGAGGGAGGCGGAGAGGAGGGAGUAG
Molecule: messenger RNA, 348 nt
Organism: Morchella importuna
Lineage: Eukaryota; Fungi; Ascomycota; Pezizomycetes; Pezizales; Morchellaceae
Exons: 5
Coding region: 1-348 (115 amino acids)
Biological process (GO): protein insertion into mitochondrial inner membrane; protein import into mitochondrial matrix
Cellular component (GO): TIM23 mitochondrial import inner membrane translocase complex
Source: RefSeq, a predicted model, not a curated record